AUGGCGUUGAGCUGCUUGUUCUUCGUCGACGGCGGGAAGUGGGGGAGGGCCUUCAGAAGUUCAGAUCUCAGAGCUGGUUCAGAGGCUUCAAAGCUUCGGAAAGUCACAUGUUUCUCACAACAUGGAGUCAACGGCUUCAAAGUUCAAACGUUCUCACUGACGACCCACCAUCUUACUUAUGGCCGAGAUACAUCUUGCCUCACGGUAUUCCUUCCAAAAGACGCGUUGUGGAUCCUCGUGGCACGGGAGUCCGAACGCGUCUGGUUGGGACCCAUCACAGCUGAUUCGAGUCGCCAGAUUCAGACGCGCCCUGGAAUCACGUUCUCCUCCUGGACAACCCCUGCGAACCCUGCUUUCAAAUUUCAAGAGCUCAUGGAUGCCGCCGUCGCUGAUGAAGCUGAUGACCCGCCUAUCCCUGAAGACGACACGGCUUCUCCUUUGUCCUCUCCUUUGACCUCUCCUCCGACCUCUCUUUCUCCCCUUUUUUCGUCCCCAAUCCCAGCUCCACCACGCGAUCUCUCACCUGAUCUGCCCUCAGCCACGAAACCCCCUACUCACAUCCCCACUAAGAGUCAAGCGGCACACACCAACUUAGCGGCAGAUGAAAUCUCCAAAGCCUCGUUCAGGAUGAAGAAAAGGUCACACAAGAAUCGGACAAAGCGUCGGCAAGCCGAGGCACACGAGAUGGGCCACGCACUACACAGGAAAUCUGUUAAGAGGGCCCUCCAUAAACACGUCAUGCCCUCCAACCCCAUUAACACCAACCACUCGAUCAAGAAAACCGACAUAGCAUCGACUGCGUAUGUCGGCUUACACGGAUACUACGUGGACCAUCUCGACGCUCUGUUGCAACACGACUGUAAUCUUCGGCGAAACUUCCACAACAGCGUUUGGCCAUCCACGACCGUAAACUUUGGCUCCAGGACUUGUUGCAAACAACACAAGGACUUCAACGACCUUCCUUUUGGAAUGUGCUCCAUCUAUGGGGCAGGCAGGUAUGAUUCGAAAGAGGGUGGCCACCUUGUUCUCUGGGAAGCAGGGCUGGUAAUCGAAUUUCCUCCUGGCUCAACAAUCCUGAUCCCCUCCGCCAUUCUCACGCAUUCAAAUGUCCCUGUUCCUAAGGGUUCCACCCGCUACUCUGUUACGCAGUACACUGCAGGGGGUCUCUUUCGUCUCUCGUAG
This is a messenger RNA of Laccaria bicolor S238N-H82, 1182 nucleotides long. RefSeq lists its product as uncharacterized. NCBI's taxonomy places the organism in Eukaryota, Fungi, Basidiomycota, Agaricomycetes, Agaricales, Hydnangiaceae. The record is from RefSeq and is a predicted model, not a curated record. The transcript is spliced from 6 exons. Bases 1 to 1182 code for a protein of 393 amino acids.